Molecule: messenger RNA, 1490 nt
Organism: Pieris napi
Lineage: Eukaryota; Metazoa; Arthropoda; Insecta; Lepidoptera; Pieridae
Exons: 6
Coding region: 180-1445 (421 amino acids)
Source: RefSeq, a predicted model, not a curated record
GGUCUGUGCAGUUCCGGAUCGACAAGGUGGAUGAAGAGUGGGAAGGCAGCGUGGCGAUAGGGGCCGUGGCGACGCUGCCCACGGACAGUCUGCCGGCGGUGGCGACUCGGCUCGAGCCGGCCGCCUGGGUUCUCACCGGCGACCACUUAUACGAUGGCACUCGUUAUUUACGCGCUCCGAUGGCUAUCGAGCUCGAAGAUGUGAACGAGCGGUCGGUUCUGACUCUCCACUUCAGGUUCAACAGUGAUCUGGCGGUGGAGUUAGACGGAAGAGUUUUAGCCGUCGUCGGAUCUGUCUCGAGACUCAACAGCCACGUGUACCCCUUGGUCGAUCUCUACGGAAAAGUUUGUCAGGUCUCGGUCUUGCUCCAUCCGUAUUCUAUUACGAGUGGAACGUCCCUAGAUUUGCCGAUAAUCGCUGAAAACAGACGCGAAGAAUCUCUAGCGGAGCUCGAGCAGGAACUGGAGAAUACGAGUGAAGAUAGAUUGCGGCGUCGAAACCGGGCGUUCAGUGAAAACAAUUUGAUAGAGGAUUUCGAGAUGGCGGGGCCCAGCGCGGACGUCGGAGACGCCUCAUUCGACGACGUCAGAGUCGCGCGGAGCAAAGUGAUGCAUCGGAGUUUAACGCUGACCUCGGACAGGGGGCCCGGGGUCGUGCAGAAGAGUCGCUCCACUCACAAUUUCGGGACCGAGGAAUUCGACGGACGAGCGAGGGCCGACUGCGAUACGAACAUUCGGCACAACGACCGCUACCCCGAAGCCGACGUCGACAAUCUGGAUAACGAAAUCGUGGACGCCCUCACCUUGGAGACGGGGAAUCUUCCGGAUCUAACCGAGGAACGCUCCUCGUCGACGGACGACUCCGCUCGAAGGGACGACGCCGAAACGUUUUCGGUGGAGAAUUUAAAUUAUUUGAACAGGAUUUUGGGCCUCGAUCGAGAGAGCGAAGGGAGUCUGGAGGCGGAGUGGGAGGCCUCGGGCGAAGGCUGCGAGCAUCUGCAUCUGGUGCUGAAGUAUUGGAACUUUUUGGUGCUGCCUUACCCGGAGUUGAGGAGAGCGGUUUCUUGGGGACAAGUCGAGUGCUACUGCGGCAAUUGCGUGCCGGACGCCGAGCCGUCGUUCGCCGGUUGGGUCCGCAUCGAGCGCAUCGACGGUAUCGGUGCGGCGACACGUGGCUUCUGGCACAUCGUCCGCUCGACACUCGGCGCGGCACAGGCGGUCGAGCGAGCCGUCGCUAAGCGACCGGCCGAGAUGUCUUCCACCCUUCUGACUACGCCUAGCGAUGUGUGGAUGGACGAAGAAGGGAAGCCGCAUCAUACAGUUUUAGCCAUAGAAAUCGAUAUAGAGGGCAACGAAGCCGACAAAGACAGGCUGCUAGCCUUUCUCAUUUACAUGAAGCCUCACAUCGUUUUCGUCGACGAUAAUCCACCGAGCCUCGACGAAUGACCGGCGGCGACCGUCGCGACUAGUCCUUCGCAACGUGGUUAAACC